AGCAAAACAUCACAAAUUGCCAGAUUCUUGGAUUCACCAACCGCUCGUACUUGGUCGUUUCCUUUGUCCGUAGUGUUUGGGCAUCGGGCGUGCUUCCUGGACAACAGCACUUUGAUCCCAUGGCAUAAGAUCCACACGUGCCUUGGCCUGAGUCAAGUCGGUACGGUUGCAUGGGCUUUCACAGCCACUUUGGGUCUAGCUUGCAUCCAGAUAUUCUCGGGCCCCGGAUUGAGUGGCUGUCAAUUGCAGAGAUGAGGCGCGGCAAGUCAUCAGUUGGCUCCAUGUGUUCCGGUGUUGAGAUGGAACAGACCAGACGGGCAUGUGUGCAGGAGACCAGGCCACAGGCUUUAGCAGAGCUUGGUCAUUGCCUUUGCAGAUAGACGCCAUUGUCGACCUUGUGUCUUCAAGUCUAGGAGAUAAAGAAUUGGACAUCGAUGGCUUCCAAACGUAUUUUCCAAACGGACUUCAAAAGGUCGUUCCUCAUCAACUUGUUCUCGGCCAAAGAGGCGGCGAAAAUGCGUGGACUGGGGGCCGCGGAUCGCCAGAUCGCAGGUGAACGGCAACCCUUUCGACUGCCAGGAGCCUGGGUUGAUUUCAUGCUCUCUCUCGCCGCCGUUGCAAGAGAUGGCCCAGUGAGCAGCCUCUCUCUUGCCAUGGAGGGAGUGGAAGCCUUCCUGAAGGAUGCCGGGCUGUCCGAUUUCCUUCAGGCCCUGUCAGAUCUGGGAGUGCGGAGUCUGGAGGACCUGAAGGAAUUGGAGCCGGACGACCUGGAGGAGAUCGGGAUGAAGAAGCUCCAGAAGAGGCGCCUCGCCCGCACCCUUGGCGCCAGUGAGCGCGACGCCGAGCCGCCGGAGAAGCGGCCGCGCCUGGAGAAGCCCGUGGCGCGGCCCGGCUUCGCCAGCCGGCAGCCCACCCAGGAGCCUCGCAGCGAAGUUGUGGACGACCCGGCCGAGGGCAAGGAUGGCACAGAUGCCAACGUCAACAAGGUGGAGCUGAACGCCGACAUCCUGGAGCAGCUGAACAGCUUGGGCCAGGAGGAGGCAGCUGAUGUAAUCAUGUCUGAUGGCGACCUGGACUCCGACUUCGAAAUCAUCGGCAACGAUGGUGAUGGGGUCGCUCAGCUCAUCGGUCUGCAGACGGACCUCCAGGACGACAUGCACGUGGCGAAGCUGGUGACCAGCCUGGAAGGGGUCGUGGCGCUCUGCAAGAUGCUGGGGGAUGGCGGCGCCUGUGCCGCCCCCAAGCUGAAGGUAAGCUUCGAGAAGCUGGAAAAGGCGGGCAAGCUGCCGAUCGUCGGCGUGCUGGGAGAGCAACCCGCGAUCCGCGGCUUCCUUGAGAGCUUGCAGGUGGCCCCACAAGCGAUGGCAGUGCUGAAGUCGGUUGGGCUCUACGCGCUUCAUCACCACCAGCGUCUGCUGCUUAUUGUGUGGCCAGCCCCUGCUGGCUUCCAGGAUGCCGCGUAUCGCCGGCCCAUGGUCAGCUUCGUCCAUUUCCUGCUGCAGCUGACCUCGGAUAUCAUUUGGCUGGUUGGAGAGAAGGACUUGCAGGCGGUGCAGACUCGCAGAGACGCUGUGCGGUCAGUCACUUCAAGGAACCUGGACAUUCAGAUUGGCAUGAGGGCUGCCAGCGAAGAUGAUUGCACGCUGGGAUCACGAUUCCGAUUGUCUAUCCCAUCUGCAGUCAAUGCACAGGAAGUACGGAUAUGCAGUAGCAGGCAUCGUGCCUCUCUCAGCAUGCUUAGGGUACAAGCUGCUGGUCAGCACGAAGUUCCGUUUCAACGGUCAGACACCAUCACAAACUUCUUCCGCGAGGUGAAGGAUACCCAUGCAGUGCACUUUCACCCUGAAUUGCAGCUGGAGCAUUGCGGACAGUUCCUUCAAAUGGUAUCUCCCCCGAACUUCGACCAAAUUCAGGGCGAGCACCAGGAGAAAGCGCGCCUUCUUGCCACUCAAAGACGGGAGCAGGAGCAAGCGAUAGAAGAAUCUGAGAGUCAGAAGAGAGAGGAGCUCUACUACAUGCUGAGGGAAGCCGCACGAGCAGAGGUCCUGAAUAAGUUCACCACGGAGUUCUUUGUGCUGAUGUCUGAAACCGAGUGCGUCGUGUGCCUUAGAAGGCUGGAUGCGGAUAGUGUCCGACUUCGCUGUGACGCGAGCCAUAUCCUGCAUCGACAGUGCCUAGCGCGACAUUUGGAGACAAUGCCCCAUUGUCCGAUAUGCAGGAAAGGUGUCGCUGGCGAUAUCACGGGGUCGGUGUUGGAUCUGGUGGACAGAGAGGCAGUUUCGCGUUUGUCAAGGCAGUUUCCCGCCCAGCAGGAUCAUCCACUUGUGGGCUCAUGGAAAUGCAGUGACAAGAAGGACAAUUUUGUGAUUCUUGAGGAGGGAGGUCAUUUGAUCCUCAAGUUCCGCAAUCAAACCGGCAGGAUCACAGCUGGCACUGGUAUGGGAAGGGAUUUCUGGUAUGCAAAUAUGGAAAUGCCGAAUUCUGUCUCUGUGGGUACCAUCCGCAUCAAACACAGCGGCGAUGAGAACCUUUCUUUUUGGUGGCGCAGUUCCGGCUCACUACACAAGGAUUGGGGAGUUGCAAGGACAGCGUGCAAAGAUCCACUUUUGGCGCGCCUCUGCGAUGCAGCAGUUGAAGGCAUUAUGAAGCGAACCCGAGCAAUGUUCACUAGGCUAAAGCUCAUGUAUACAUUUGCCGAAGUUGCUCAUGCAAAGGAUUGGCUGAAAGCCGCAAAACUUGACUUGGCGGACACUGAACGAGAAAUGCUCCUGCAGUCUUUGGAGGACGACAAGGGUGUCUUCAACAAAUGGUACGAGAAGCUGGUUCCCUCUGCAUCUCCAUCUUUCACCUCAAAAGUUUUCGCCAUUGUUGCUAGCACUGGCAGCAAUGCACCAAAGGAGCUUAGCAUGCAAGACGUGACUCGGCUUUUGCAGAAAAAGCUGGAAAGUGGCAGUGCUAAGGACGAGCAGUACAUCAGAGCAAUCCAUUCAUGUAGAGAUGACUUGAACAGCUGUUUGGAAAAGCGGUUGAGGGAGAUGGCGGACUUUAUGUUCCGACAUCACACUUCAAUUAGUUUUACUCACAAGAAGCAAUCUCUACGAGCAGACUUUGUGAUUCGCGAGCAAGCGCUCAGCAGGGAGCUUCAGUUUGCAUACAGCAAGGCUAUGCAGGCAUUGGCUCCGGAGAAGGCGCUCAAGAUGACUCUUGCCAAAAUGACCCAACGCCUUUCGGGCACUUUUGUUUUUGAGGGUAGAAUGGAGGUCAUCGGCGAGCCAGAGCUCUAUUGUGGCAUGCACAAUUUGAAGGUUGAAAAGGAGCACUUUGAGCAUGCAGUCGCUGCCGGCAAAGAUUUGCGGGUGGAACUAGAGCGGCUCACGCCGUCAGAUCUUCGGUUUGGCACCAAGAGGCCUGAAGGUGUUUUGCAGGCAGGAUGCUUGGGCAAGGAUCGCGCGUUCGCCGUGUGCUACAGUGACAGGGGCAAGAGCGUCAAAUUCACCUCUCACUCUAAGUUGAAUCGGCAGGAGUUGCUCCACGUGAAGCGAGAUGUUGAUGCCAUUGCCUUCAGUGAACAGUUGCGGAUGCUGGCCGUGUACUCACCCGAAUCCAGGCAAGCAGGCAUUUAUGCUUGGGAUGAGCAGUUUGGACGACAUCACGAUUACUGCGCACCGAUCCCCUUGGACAACCACCUUCCCGACGCAGAGUUGGUACAAAUGCAUUUUCUUCCCGCUACCAAGCAGCUCUGCUUUGUCUUCCGCUGCAACACAGUAAGGAUCUUCGAGCUUGUCCCGAAGUGCAUGCGUCCGCGAGGCUUCUCGAUCACACCCAAUGUGAAGUCUUUCGUGGAUUCUGUCGGCACAGCUCUUCUGGCACUGCACAAGGACUCAGAUGCUGAGACGACAUGGAAGAUGGACAUCUUUCUGCCCGCGGACGGGCGGAAGAUCAAGACCUUGACGCUGCCCCUCACAGGCUGCGUUGCGCCGCCUUGCGUGGACAUCGUGAGGCUCUACGGGGCAGACUUCCUGGUGGCUGUAGACCCUGCAAUUCGUGAGCUGCAUGGCUGGCACUUCAAGCUGCAAACCGCCGAGCAGAUCUGUUCCAUGGAGCAGCUGGGAAGUGCAGAGGCCGAUGUCCAGCCAGGCUUACCGCUCACCACGCCCUUGGACAUGCUCAGUCAAGUCCUCUCCAAGUUCACGAGCCAGCCGGCGCUCAGUGGAAUGAAUCCUGCUCCACAGACGACUCGUCUCACCGUGCUUGGUGCACAAGCUUUCGAUGAUGCGGCACCUACGGCGGAAGUGGGAAGCUACAUCUCCAAGCUUUUGGCCAAGCUCAAACAAGACACACAGAAGCCCUCGCUGGAGUCCUUGCACAUCGAAACUACAUUUCUUCCCAUGGCAUGCGCAGAUCCUAUGUGGGCGGUCGAUGUGGUGGCUGGCAUGACGGCUACAGAUUUGAGCCUGACGCAGUUUGUCCGCAGCAUGAUUUGCAUGGUGCCUAUGCAAAUCGCGCGGGCCGAGAAUGAGUCGUUUAUUAUCCUCAAAGAUGGUUUGCGGGAGGACGUCAGCGAUUUCAGCCAUGUCAACGAGCUGGCUGGCUUCAUCUCUUUCGGUCUCUACGAGCUGAUUCUGGAAAGCAACGAGAAUCCGGUGGUUGUGAUUUCCAGCAUGGGCAAGCAGUCAACCGGAAAAUCCUACAUGCUCAACCAUUUGGCAGGAAGCUGCUUUGAUACUGCUGGGGGCCGAUGCACUGACGGGGUUUGGAUGACCCUGCGAGAGUUGCCAGACGUGACAUACAUCCUCUUGGACUUCGAGGGGCUGGGCUCCUUUGAGCGCUCGGCGCAGGAAGACAUGCUGCUCUCUGUCUUCAACGCUGCCAUCUCCCAUGUCUCUCUCUUUCGCACCGAGAACCGCCUGGACUGCGACACUGCCAACAUCUUCUCCCGCAUGCAGCAGGGCGCCAAAUUGAUUCAGGGAGACGAGGAGCUCUUCAACGGUAUGUUUCAGAUUGUCGUGAAGGACGUUGUGUCAGAUGCCAAAGAGGUUGCCCAGGAGUUCAAGCAAAAGAUUCAGCACAUUGUGGCACGGGAUAAGGAAGACAAUUUCUUCCUGCGUCUCUACAAGGGUCGCGUGGGCAUCCUUCCGUUUCCCGCGCUGGGCCGGCUGGAGUUCUACAGGGAGUUCGCUUCUCUGACCGAAAAGGUCCAGGCCGCGCAGGCCUCCGGAAGAUGCUUUGAAAGUGGCCGACAGUUUUUGCGGAACACGAAGCUGCUUAUGUCAAAGAUUGCUAUGAAAGAUUGGACUCCUACAGAUCAGAACAAGAUCAAGAUGCUCCUGUCAGGCCUCAGUGAGUGCAUGGGGCCUGCUGUGGCUGCAGGCUGCAUGGCGCUCACGGAGGAUGGUGCGACACCUUUGCUCCACCUCCGAAGCAACAAGACCUUUGUGACGCCAGACGCUUCCAUGGAUGCUGAGCCAGAGUUCGUGAGCUCUGUCCUCUCCACACUGCCAGAUGAAGGCCUCCUGCUUUCCAUUGUGGUGGAGGAAAACGGCUCCUGGGACAUCCGCGUCACUCGCGAGAUCAUGGCUGAUUUGGAGUCGAAAGUCAACGCUGUGCGAAGUUGCAGCGCCGAUGAGCUGUCCAGGGCACUUCAUGCUCUUGCGGCGCGGCGUCAGCAGCGCAUUGUCGCUUGGCUAGAGUCCAACCUGGAGCACAUCGCUAAUGAAGGCGAUGCCCAGCGUUUGAUGAUGCAGACCAAGACGUUGUUGGCCAGGCUGUUGCAGCGACUGCGGCUCUGCGGCAUGGAUUGUGGGCAGUGCCGGCUACCGUGUGCGCUGCCUUGGGAUCACGACCUCCCGCACGACUGCGGCACGGACCACCGGUGCCACGCUUUCUGCCACUACUGCCAGGAGUCCGGGCGCGCCGCCGCGUGCCAGCAGAGCGCCGGGCAUGCGGAGAACCACGACUGUGGGGACGCCUCCCACACCUGCGGCCAGGAAUGCUCGCUGUCCCUGCUGGGCAACUGCGGCGGGCGCUGCGUGCUGAAGCCUGGGCACUCAGAGGACCAUUUGUGCGGGAGCUUGCGGCACCACUGCGGCAAGCCUUGCGGCCUGUCAACGUGUUCCAACACUUGUGUGCUGCCAUUCGACUUGAUGCACGAGCAGUGCGAGUGCCACGUCAUCGUGUGCCCGAACAAGUGCUCCUUCCCCAACUGCAGCUUCAUGUGCUCGGUGUCGGACCAUUUCCAUGCAGACGGUCGAGCCGACUGCAUGUGCGACCAGCCGCAUCAAUGUCCUCACGAGUGUCAGUCCACAGGCAUUUGCGAGAUCUAUUCUGAGCUUGUGGUCAAGAAGCAGAAGUUCACUGGCAAGCACGACACCUUUGACUACGAUGCCAUAGAGACAGAGCAGAACGGAGUGCGCAAGACCUGUUGCAAGGUCAUCCCAGCCAAGAGCCGCGAGCACGAGGGCGAGCACAUCCAUUCCACCACCGAGAACUUGGUCCAUUACUGCGACGAGAAAUGCCCCACCUGCGGCUACUACUGCACCUUGCCUUGGGGCCACUCGGGGGACCACGACACCCGUCAUGGGAACAUGCGGAGGACCUACUUCGUCUCGGAUCAGGAGGUGUUCACACUGGGCUCGCGCAAGUAUGCGCCUGCGGAGUCAGGGGUGGCCGAGAUGUGCAACAUGUACUGCCACCGGGCCGGGCGUGGGCACACACAUGUGAAGCUCUGUGCAGACUACUCCCAAGGGCGGGAUGAAUGUUGCAUUUCUGCCAUGCCUGGGCGGCGGCAUUCGAGCCGGCGGUACAAGCCCAAUCCGGAUGAGCCCAAGGAUGAGUUCACCCAUGCAGCUUUUUGGGAGAGCAUCAGCUUUCGCGACCCCUGCUCCAAUGAGGACAUCGACCUGUUCGGCAAGUGCAACCACUUCUGCCCGCAUGAGUCGCACCUGAAGGAUGGCGAGCAGCCAUCCUUCUGCACGCUUCCCUUGUGGCAUGCGGCGCUUACCAAUGAAGAAGGCAAGUUCCAUGUUGUGCAACAUGGCGGCAUAGUGUCGCCUGAUGGGCAUCACUUCGCAUGUUCUCACCGCACUGGCCUUCCGGUGCACACAAUCAUUUUAUUGGACAAAUCCACAUCCAUGAAUGCUGGUGAUGCAAGGCCACAGGUGUGGCCUUGGCGCAAAUUGCAUCCCAACCGUUUGGGCUGCGCUCUGGCUGCCGUGCAAUCCUUUGUGGAGAAACGGCGGUACGGCAGUGAGCAAGAUCUUGUCUCCGUCAUCGCCUUUGAUGUCCAGGCUUACAACGGCCCAACAGCUGUUCCAAUAUUGCAGUUUGACAGCACAGACCAAUGGCUUCAACGUCUACGGCCGAGCGGCGGGACCAGCUUUGCGCAGGCUGUGAACGCGAUCAGCCCCUGCAUUCAGCAGACUCCGGCAGGUCACCGUUGCUUGGUGCUCUUUUUGUCGGAUGGUUGGGAUAGGUACCCACGGGCAGAGCUGAGCAACCUCUUUGCCAAUGCGCAAACGCAUGCCGAUGGCGAGCCGUUGUGCUUCCACACUCUACAGUUCCCUGCGGGCCAGGAGAGCGGAAAGGCGGUCCUGGAGGAGAUGGCGGCGGCGGCUCGGCAGGCGGCGCAGCACGAGGACUUCGCCGCGCGCAGCAGCUACAUGGCCUCCGUGGAUGGCAUCUCGCUGCAGGAGGCCUUCGUGGGAAUCGCGGCGUCCCUCUCUGCGCCCGCCGGCGGCUUGAUCUCCGGCUGAGGCUGAAGGAACUGAAGGAUUUAGGCGUAGAACCUGCAGAUGCAGUUACUUUGGGGUUUUGCAAGCUGCACUGUGCAAGGGAUGGGGGACAGAUCAAAAGCCGCAAUGUGGUUUGCUUGUUUCCGAUUCUGAAGUAAACCAUGUGAGUCCAGAUGCUGUACCUUUAUUCCCUCAAUGCAUGAAUGGAGCUUUAGUAUUAGCCGUAGCCAUGCAGCAUGAACCGAAGCUCGUAUUUUAAGUGCUGCAAGUGCUACGGGGGGGUCUUUUAGCUGGCCGAGCAUGCUUGAGCCUGGAUACAAUUCGAACGGUUUG
Effrenium voratum is the source of this 8063-nucleotide messenger RNA. The record is from the annotation of a GenBank genome assembly. NCBI's taxonomy places the organism in Eukaryota, Dinophyceae, Suessiales, Symbiodiniaceae.